GGAGAUAAACCUUCAGAGAGACAGUAAAGAACGUUAUGUUGCCGCCAUUUUUACAUGGCCACAACAACCGCUCUCCCCUCUUUUCUUCUCCUUUGUCUUCCAAACAAACCCUACCGGAACCACCACCACCGCCACCAAUCUCUUCUUCUUCCACCAUCCACCACCACAACAACGGUUUCGGUACUUUCUCCUACUAGACCCAAACCCUCAAACCCACUCACUUAUUCAAUUCCCUUUAACCCUAAUCCUCAUCCUCAGAUUCAUCCUACUUACCCUUCACAAACUGUAAGCAAUCUUAACUCAGAUACUGAUAAUCUUGAUUCUUUCUCUGAUAAUUAUCACCAUUUACUUCGGCUUUCCAUUCAUCACCAUGAUUACAGACUUGCUAGAGCUAUUCAUGCUUCAAUUCUCAAACUUCAGGAAGAAAUUGAUUUAUUCAACACUCUUAUUGAUGUUUAUAUCAAACUUGGAAAACUUACUGAUGCUCGGAAUUUGUUUUCUUCCUUAUCCUCUCCUAAUGUUGUCUCUUAUACUUCCUUGAUUUCUGCUUAUGCUAACUCGAAUCGAGAAAAAGAAGCUAUCCGUCUGUUUUUUGCCAUGAGAAGUUCUGGCAUUCAGCCCAAUUCGUUCUCUUUUGUUGCAAUUUUGACUGCUUGUGUUAGAAUUUUGAAUUCUAAAUUAGGUUUUCAAGUCCACUCGUUAAUUAUAAAAAUGGGCUAUUGUUCAUAUGUCUAUGUAUCAAAUGCACUUAUGAGUGGGUAUUUGAAAUGGGGUUCUGUGAAUUCUGCUAUUCAAGUGUUUGAUGAAUUACCCCAACGAGAUUUGGCGUCCUGGAAUACUGUCAUAGCUGGUUUGGUUAAGGAUUCACAAUAUCAGAAGGCGUUUGAAAGGUUUCGCGACUUACAAAAAAGUGAUAGAUUUUGUGUUGAUCAUUUUACUAUUUCGAGUUUACUUACUGCGUCCAAGGAAUCAUAUAGUUUAAGGGAAGGACAAGAGAUUCACGCUCAUGCUAUUAAGAUUGGUUUUGCAUCUAAUGUUAGUGUGAAUAAUGCCCUCAUUGGGUUUUAUACUAAUUGUGGUAGUGCGAAAGAUGUGACUUCUGUUUUCAAGAAGAUGCCUGUUAGAGAUGUUAUAAGUUGGACAGGAAUGGUUACUGGAUGUAUGGAAUUUGGAUUGGUUGAAUCAGCAAUGAAGGUUUUCAAUCAGAUGCCGACUAGGAACUGUAUUUCUUAUAAUGCACUUUUAGCUGGGUUUUGCAAGAAUGGAGAAGGUUUGAGGGCUUUGGAAAUGUUUCGAGGAAUGUUGGAGAACUCCAUGGAGGUAUCAGAUUUCACUUUGAGUAGUAUAAUAACAGCCUGUUCUGUGGUUACAGAUGUGAAGGUCAGCAAACAGAUUCAUGGGUUUGUUGUUAAAUGUGGCUGCGGGUCGAGUAAUUCUUGGAUUGAAGCUGCAUUGAUCGAUAUGUGCAUGAAGUGUGGAAGAACGAGUGAUGCUCAGAAAUUGUUCACCAAGUGGUUGUGUAAACACAACGAGUCGAUGGUCUGGACGUCAAUGAUUUGUGGGUAUGCUCGAAACGGACAUCAUAAUGAGGCAAUGUCUCUUUUCUGCGAGAUGCAAGCCGAUGGAGGAGUGAGGGUGGAUGAAGUAGCAUCUACUGCAGCUCUUACUGUCUGUGGAAGUUUAGGGUCCUAUGAAAUGGGGAAACAGAUCCAUUGUUAUGCUCUUAAGUCUGGUUUUCAGUAUGAUUUACAUGUAGGGAAUGCUACUGUUGCUAUGUACUUCAAGUGUGGAAACAUGGAAGACGCGGUUAAGUUUUUCGAUCUGAUGCCAAAACAUGAUAUAGUUUCAUGGAACGGUUUGAUCAGCGGACAUGUUCUUCACAGGAAUGGAGACAAGGCAUUAUAUGUGUGGUCGAAUAUGGAGGAAAUGGGUAUAAAGCCAGACUCCCUCACAUUUAUGUUACUUAUUUCGGCUUUUAAAUAUACAAACUCAAACCUGUUAGAUCGUUGUCGGGAGUUGUUUUUGUCCAUGCAAAAUCUGUAUGGAAUAGAACCAACUUCUGAACAUUAUGCAUCUAUGAUCAGUGUAUUGGGUUACUGGGAUUGCUUUGAUGAGGCAGAAGAAAUGAUCAAUACCAUGAAUAUUGAAUCUGAUGCUUUGGUAUGGCGUGCAUUACUUGACAGUUGUAGAUUGCGAUCAAAUGCAAACCUUGGAAGAUUGGCUGCAAAACAUCUUCUUGCUAUCGAGCCAAAAGAUCCUGCUUCAUUUAUACUUGUUUCUAAUCUUUAUUCGGCUUCUGGGAGAUGGCAUUGCUCUGAGAAGAUUAGAGAGGAGAUGAGACUGAAAGGGUUGAAAAAGAACCCAGCUCAAAGUCGGAUCAUUCAUCAAAACAAAAUCCAUACAUUUUUUACCAGAGAUAAAUCUCAUCCAGGCACAAAAGAUAUCUACAGCGGUUUGGACAUACUCAUCUUAGAAUCCAUAAAAGCCGGAUAUGUCCCUGACACAAGCUUCGUUCUUCACGAAGUAGAGGAGCAUCAAAAGAAGGAGUUCCUGUUCUACCACAGUGCAAAGCUUGCUGCCACAUAUGGACUCCUGACGACAAAAGUGGGAAAACCAAUUAGAGUUGUGAAGAACAUUCAUCUGUGUGGAGAUUGUCAUACGUUUUUCAAGCAUGUUUCGUCUAUAACCAAACGAGAGAUUUAUCUCAGAGAUGUUUCGGGUUUUCAUCGUUUUAAAAAUGGUGAAUGCUCUUGCAGAGAUUACUGGUAACUUAAAUUUCAAAUUAACCUUUUGGUGGAACCCAUCUUUUUGAGACUUUGUAGGGUUCUAAUGAGUAUAUAUGUUGUAAUGUAAAUUCUCAGUUAUGGAAGUGAUAGUGUCUCAUGAAAUUUUGUUAGAUGCGAUUUAGUAAAAUCGCAGAAAGUACAUUCAUACUUUCUGCCGCAUAAUCUUGAACUCUAGACUGCGGACUUGAACCUCUCACUCUCACCUCACCUAUGAGUGUCAUGCCCCGACUCCUGACCGAAAAACAUAAAAAAGGGAAGAACUUACGGAGUUUCCUGUAACUUGAGAGAGAGAGAGAGAGAGAGAGAGAGAGAGAGAGUGAGAGAUGGAUUUCAAACUUGCAGCAUUGAAGCUGACGAGUGGACAGAUGAAGGAUGUUUUAACUUCAAGAUCUGGCAUGACUUUUGGUGGUACACUUUUCCAGAGAGCUUGGGUUCAGGGAACUCUGGUUGCAGAAAUAAAAAAAGGGUAUUUCUAUCUAGAUGAUGGAACUGGGAUUACAGAACUUCAACUUUCCAACGAACACUUCCUCCGAAACUGGAAAAUAGGAAUGUAUGUGAUGGUUGUUGGUUUGCUCGUAAUGCGUACAGGUGAAUCUCCAUUGAUCAGGGUUCACAAAAUGGUUGAUCUUUCUGGGUCUCCUGAUAGAGAAGCAAUGUGGUACCUGGAAGUGAUUGAAGCUUACAAACUGUUUUAUGAUCUCUCAUUUGAAGAAUGAACCGUCAUUUUGUGUCUAUACUAUUACUAGGUGUUCAAUGCUGCUCAACUUGAUGGCCUCUAUAACCGAGUUAGUUAGUUUAAUAUGUAGAUACUUUUUACUCUUUAUCGUUAUUUGUCCUCCUUUUGGAAUCAUAGAUUCACCUAGAAUUCCUAGUAUUCCUCUGCGUACACUCACCAACAUUGCAUAUUACAAAGUCCAAAGAUGACAAUCCAUUCACUCAAUUUGAAAGUUCUGUUUGUUAGACUACCUCUCAGACUAACUCUUACAACCCUUCAACUUGGGACGAAGAGAAAAAAUGAUAGUUACCCAAGCAAUCUCUGUUCUAUUCCAGUUUAUUUAAUCGUUAUUCUUAUUUUA
Molecule: messenger RNA, 3862 nt
Organism: Papaver somniferum (opium poppy)
Lineage: Eukaryota; Viridiplantae; Streptophyta; Magnoliopsida; Ranunculales; Papaveraceae
Product: pentatricopeptide repeat-containing protein At5g03800-like
Exons: 4
Coding region: 55-2769 (904 amino acids)
Biological process (GO): RNA modification
Molecular function (GO): protein binding; RNA binding; zinc ion binding
Source: RefSeq, a predicted model, not a curated record